Salpingoeca rosetta is the source of this 6034-nucleotide messenger RNA. RefSeq lists its product as uncharacterized. The record is from RefSeq and is a predicted model, not a curated record. Gene Ontology annotation, biological process: protein polyubiquitination; regulation of double-strand break repair; DNA damage response. NCBI's taxonomy places the organism in Eukaryota, Choanoflagellata, Craspedida, Salpingoecidae. The transcript is spliced from 9 exons. Bases 242 to 6034 code for a protein of 1930 amino acids. Gene Ontology annotation, cellular component: nucleus.
CGCCACCACAGACAGGCACAAAGCACCACACGCACGCACGCACACACGACAGCACGAUCGCCGCGGGGGGUGCCCUUGCAGCGACCGUCUUGUCUUGGCUUUUUGGUCCACGCGCACAACCCCACCCAAGCAAGCCUCGGGGUUGCGCGUGAUCUGCCACCCCUGAGAAUAGCGUAGGCCCGCCCACACUUGUGGGGCGAUUUCACACAAAGUACAUCAAGCAACCCACCACUCACCCAACAUGAGCACCAGUGUCCAGCUGAUGCUCUGUCAGGGCGACGAUGACUCGACAAAGUUCUUCAAGAGCUUGAAAGACCUUCGUGCUCACUGCAAACCCGUGGAUGGUGGUCUUUUCGCGCAUGCUGGGAUUCGCCCAGAGCAAGUGCAGAGUGCCGUCCUCGGUCCGGCCCACGUCGCCCUCCUUCUCAAGUUGCAGCGGACAGGCCUCGAUCCAGAGGCGGCAGUCAACGUGCUGAUGGGUGGGGAUGAUGAGGACGAGGAGGAGGAAGAUGCCGAGGAGCACGAGUUUGCGGAGAGCAUUCUGCGCGAAGAACGCGACCGCGAGGCCAAUGCCAGCCACGGUCAUGGCGACGGCGACGGCGACACCCCAACCUCGGUCGUCAUUCGAUACAACAGCGAUGGCGAGCUCGUCGUCGAGGAGAGAUACGGCCCCUAUGAUGAUAACAACGACAACGACAAUGACAACGACAACGGCAAUGACAACGACAACAACGAAAAUGGCGCUGGGGACGGCGCUGAUCAGCAACCCGGAGGCGCACAGGACAGCGGUGACGCGCCUGCUCAAGGCGGCAGUACCCAGACCCAAACUCCAUCGCAACAGCAACAGCAACAACAACAACAACAACAACAACAACAACAACAACAACAACAACAACAACAACAACAACAACAACAACAACAACAACAACAGCAGCAGCAGCAGCAGCAGCAGCAGCAGCAGCAGCAGCAGCAGCAGGGCGACACUUCAACCACUUCAACUGCGGCAGCCAAUGGCGCCGCUGGUGAAACUCAUCAGCCGCAGCAACAACAACAGCAGCAGCAACAACAACAACAGCAACAACAGUCGGGCACCAACAGCGCUGCUACUUCAACAACAGCAACAACAACAACAACAACAGCAACAAAGCCAGGCGGCACGGGCGCUGGCGCUGAUGCGAAGGAGCGCCAGGUGGCGUGGUGGCGCAUGGAAGACGACCACCCUGGGUUCAAGAGCCUGGCAGCGCUGCCGUCGGAGUUGCUUGCCGUCGACAACAACGGCCAACUGCACGUGUGGAAGUGGUGCGACCCGCCCGCUGGCUGCGGUCCCCACCCGCGCCGCAACGUGCUUGGCCUUGCAAAGGAGUGCAUUGAGCUCAUGUGCUCUAGUGGCGCACGCGCCUCCGUGCUCACGCGGGCGGGCAAGGUGGCCACGCUCUACGACUCGGCGGUCUUGUGCCUUGCAGACCCAACAACGCAGCUCACGUCGCUUGAGCACGCGGCCAGGGCGUUUCCGUCGCUGCAGCGCCGCCAGGUUGCCGUGCUGGACGUGAACGCGAACAUGACGUGGGCGGCCACCGCCGACGGCCGCGUGUACUGGUGGGGGCUGUACCCAACGAGCAUUCGCCACCGCCGCGUGCAGGCCGCACGUAAGCAGCGCAGUGCCACGCGAAACGAAAAGGGCGUGUCUGCCAGCAACGACCCGGACAUGGCCAUCAAGCCGGGCGUGCGCGUCAUCCUGCGCAACGUUCCCUUGUACCGCGCAGGCGCAAAGGGCUUUGUCAUUCGUAACGGGCGGGCGCAGGCUGGGCGCCUGGCAGAGACGGCGUGGGAUUGGGACAACAAGGUGCGGGUGGAGCUUGAGGACGGCGGCAGCGCCAAUUGGGCGGUGUCUGACAUGGUCAUCACAGACCUUGGACCUGGUCACCCUGUUGGACGCGUCGUCAAGGUCGACGGCGGGCAGUGCGCCGUGCUCUUCCCCGAAUCCGCCCUGGAAGCGCCAGCUGCCAUGCCAAAAUCGGAGAAGGAUUUGGAAAACCUUCGGCUCCACAAUGUCAGCGAACUUGUCAUCGUCAAAGAGGAGAAAGCCAAGCCGGGGUAUUCGCCGAUUGUAUCGCUGGACAUUGCCGAGUCACCGCAGGAAAUGCGCACGCCAGCGCCCGUUCUCAGCCUCGCCGUGUCAGACAUGCGCGUGUUCAUGUUCUCUCAGCAUAGACUCACCCAUGACGACGGUGACGUCGCAGCUGGUGACACCACUGACGACGAUGCCGAGGAGAGCGCCUUUGGUGGCGGUGAUGCUGCGGCCAGUCGUGACGCUUCAAGCAGCGUGGAGUCUUACCUGUAUGCGCUCGACCUGUCGCGCGUGAAGCGCCUGAAGGAUCUCCGACACGGUGCCACCCCGUUGUACGGAGGGUUCAUCAACGGCCACGCCCCUGUCCUGCGAGACCGCCCUGCGCUGCUUGCCGGCCGCUGCCACAACGUCGUGCUGGUGCGAGAAAACUCGGGCACGCUGAUCCCGCUCGAGAUCCAGCGGUCGUGCGUCACGCUUGCUCGGCCCAUUAACAUGGGCACCGUCUACUUUGCCACGACAAUGGACCUGGCCACAGCGCGCGGAGAUGGCAGCCAGGGAGCAGCGCACGCUCGCUCACAGGCCGUCACUGGCAGCAGCAGUGGUGGUGGUGCUGCUGCUGUCCCGCCCGUGGGCGUUCUCUUCAUUGUGCAGCAGAGUGCUGCCAUCUCUGCUGUUGUUCAGCAAAACGUGCGCACGCUGCAUGAUGUGCUGACCGCGGACACGGCUGCCGCAGUGCUGCAGCGGUGCGACGCGUACCGCACCAUCCUCCACCUGGCCAUUGACUGUGCGGGGGAGGCAGUUGCUGCGAAGAACGCCAGCAGCGACAGCACUCCUGAGGCGGACCUGCACAGCAUGGCGCAGGAGGCGCUGCUCGAACUCAGGCAUGUGCACCGGCGGUCAGCGCAGCAGAAGCAGGAAGGGGAGCAAGACGAACAGACGGCAGGGAAGAUGGAGCGAGAGGACAAGGAGAAGAAUGGAGACCAAGCCGCCGCAGGUGUGGCUGCGGGGCAUGCUUCAGCAUCCACCAUUGCCGGCAUUGACUUGAAGGCGCCUGUCGCGCCGGUGCGUGUGUGCCUGCACCAUUUGCGGGCCUCCCCUCUGCUGUACGACGCACUGGCGCACAAGGACAUGCUUGGGCGAACGCCGUUCCUGGCGGCCGUGCAACAGGGCCUCUUUGAUGUUGCAGGCGAGAUUCUGGACCUGGCCCUUCAAGUUGCAGCGACCAAGCCAUCUGCUGAGAAGGCGAUGCGGGCGAUGGUGUGCUACCGUGACCCCAUCCACGAUGCCCCGCCCAUCCACCACAUCUGGGCCCCCGUGGUCUGGGACGCCCCAACCACCAAGGCUGCCUCUGCAACGUCAUCGUCACCCGCCACCUCGGCAAAGCAGGUUGCUGCCCACAGCCGCGGCGGGCUCCAUGGUACUGACGCCGUGUUGAGCUACGAAGACAUGUACGAACAGGCGCUGCUUGGUGGGCCAGACGGGCAAGACAGCCACCGCCUGCGGCAGCACGGUGGAGCCGCAGCGGACACCAUGGCCUCGUGGGUGAUCCAGGAUGGCGUGGCGCAGCGGGUGCACCCUUUUCCUGACGCCCCGCCACCCGGCCGCGGUACUGGGGCGCCUGCCUCUGCGUCUGCGUCGCAGAAGGACGAUGCUGGCGACGAUUCUGCCAGUGACGUGCCCAUCGCCGGAAAAUACGCGCCCCGCUUGAACCCAAAGGACGUGCAAGCGCGGUUGGCGCUGACCGCGGCUCUACUGAGCAAGACCGAGGCGGGCGCAAUGGUCAAUGGAUCUGGCGAGACUGCGCUGCUGACGCUUGUUCUGGCCUUGGCUGAGCGGCACCAGACGCUUCGCACAGACGAGGAGCUCAUCAAGAUUGCCAACACCGGCAUCAAGCCCGACGGCAGCAGCAGCCACGGCAGUGCCGACAGCAGUGGCGGUGAUGGUGACACCCCUGCUGCCCGCGCUGCACGCAAUGCGCAGAGGCGAAACCCCUAUGGCCGACAAAGCCGGCUGCGGGACUAUGACAUGUACUACGGUGGUGGACGAAACCGCAGCUUUGGGGCAGCACAUUACAAUCAGCGCCAGCGGAGGCAGCAGCAGCAGCAGCAACAACAAGCCCGGCAGUACAACAUCAACGUGCUUGCAGGCAACCAAGAUUUCCUGAGGCCAGCGGAUGGCACGAGCGAGAGCACGGGUGGCGAGCGACGCGACCGCGGUGCUCAUUCUCGCCACGCCACACGGGCAGCCGUUCGGCGGCGUGGUGGUGCGCGCUCUUCCCGCGGCGCUGCCCACUCUGCCGGUGCCAGCGGCACCGGUAACAGCAGUAGCGGGAACGGUGAUAACGAAGAAGACAACAGGAACUUCCUGGAUGAUGUCAUGCUUCUGCUGGCACAGCACUGGCCAAGCGUUCGCGAAACCUUCCUGGUUGGACAGGCCAAGCCGGGCCAUGGGAAGGAUGCCUUCAGGCCAACGCACAGCGAUGUCAGUGACAGCGACAGUGAGGAAAGCGCGUCCCCAAGCCAUGCUGGUGACAACACGCUGUUGUUGGAUGCGUUUGUCCACACCAUGCUGGUGUCGUACCUGCCGCUGCUGCUGCAGGUGCUGGACACGCUCGAGGAGCGCCACGUGUCCCUCGGCGCGUCCCCAGCAGGCCGUGCCGUUGCCGCUUGCAUUGGCCGGCUCGUUCGCUCGACUGUGCGCGUGGCCAGCGUGUACGCCAGCUCAGGGGACCCCAAAUCGCUGCUUGCAGAUGACGAGGCCGACGACACGUCAGCAAACAACCCCUAUGGAUACGCCUCCACACGCAGGCGCAGCCGUCACGGCAGGGACGGUGGCGAUGGCAGCAACGCUGCCACCGUGCAGGACUUUGACCCACACCACCCGCUACUGCAUACCUGUCGGCGUGUGUUCCACCGCUUCCCUGCGUUUUCCAUGCGGGAGCUCGCUGAGGCUGCGGACGCCGUGCUAGCGCCGGUGCGCGUGGGCCUCUUGUCGCCGCUUUCACCGUUUUCCAGGCCGCCUCCGCUCGCGCUUGCAGACCCAAUCAAGGGCUUGUUUGCAGAGACGCUCAACCCAUUUCACCCACCGCCGAUGGCCCGCAAGAAGCACGGCACACUGCGACCGUACGAAACCACCAAACCGGUGCAGCAGAAGCGAAGACAGCGGAAAAAGCGGCCACAGCAGCAGCAGCAGCGUGUGACACCGCAAGCAGCAUCAAAUGCCAUGGAUGCCGGUGCUGAUGCUGAUGCCACUGACGCCGUCGCCAGUGGUGAAACGAUGGCCGGCGCAACGGGGGAGGACGCCGAGGACACGUCAAGUGCCAUGGAUGCCGCUGCAGACGACACCGAUGCCAAUGGCGGCGGUGAUGAGGCUGACAACGAGAAUGAUGACAACGACAACGAUGUCGAUGAUGAUGAUGAUGAUCGUGAUCACGACGACAAUGAUGAAGAUGACGACGACGAGAAUGAGGACGAUGACGACGGGGAUGGCGACGACACCGGCCGCAAUCAUCAUGGGCAAGGGGGCCACUCCGCCAACGGCGAUGGUGGGGAGGACGAGGACGAGGAUGCCGUGGACGAUGUGGCCGAGGCAGCGUUCGGCGCUGUUUCUGUUGGACAUGGUCAGGAUUCAGGGUCAUCCAGCGAAAGUGAAGGCAGCGAGAACGGCGAUGCCGACAAUGAAACACUGCUGCACGACAACAACGGGCGGGACGUGUCAAUGUGGAUGCCACAGUCCACAGGCAGAGGCGGCCGGUCCCGUACCGCCUCGAGCCGCGCCACGGCAGCAGGGGCCGCCGCCGAGGGCCUGGUGCAAGCAGCUGAACGAGCAUCGCGACACAACCGCUGCCCGGAUGUUAGAGUAGCCGCUAGCUCAUCAGGCUUAUCAGGUAUCGUACCGGACAUUUCGGGGAUCAAUAGGCCUACCCGCACACAGAAGUGGAUUGUCAGAGAUCGGAACAGACCUUAG